AUGAAGCUUAUUUUCCUGUAUAUUUAUAUGGCACUGACUAUUGCCUGCACAAUGGCCUCGCCAUUACCUGUGGAUAACAAAAGGGUUUCCUCCGAUUCCCUGGAUCUGACUAAGAAGUAUGCACCUGAACCUCCCACUACACAUCACGUUGUUCUCGGAAUCGUAUUCACGGGUACUGAUCAUGAUCCAAGGACGGAGCUUGUCCCCAUAGGCAUAGAUUUAUAUGGAACCAUGGUUCCCAGGACUGCGUUGAAUUUCUAUCAGUAUGCUGACACUAAAAAAUCUUACCGUAAUAGCGAGAACCCAUGGGACCGUGAUUUAGACAGGAUUUUACCGACUGGAGCCAUAGAAAGUGUACAUUUUUCUCCCUCCCCUGCUGAAGAAACAUCGGAUAUGGCUUCUCUGUUUCAAGAAAAUUUCGGUUUGACUCACGAUAGACCAGGUAGGGUUUCCAUGGCCAGCGAUGACGAGGGUUCUAAGUUUAUGAUAUGGACGAGUGGAAUGCCUUAUGAAGGCGACAAUGUUGUGUUCGGACAAGUUACUUCCGGUUUGAAAGAUUUGAUGGAUAGAGUGGCUAAUGUGAAAACGGACGAAAAUGGCAAACCAGACCAACCAAUUACAAUAUCCUACACCUCAAUAAGUGUAAACAAAUUGCCAGAUCCGAAGAGAGCCCAUGAGCAGUAUUUGGAAAGCCUCCAGGAUUAUCAAAACGGAGAGUUGGACAAAGGUGUCACUCUAAAAACGUACCUCUACUAUGACAACCAAAGAGAUUUGGAAGACACAGAAUACAAUCAGCUCCACCAUCCAUUGCCUAGAAUCAUGCUUGGUAUUUCAGCCUUAAUAGCUUGCUAUGCUGUGGCCAAGUAUAGGAAGAGGAUAUUUGGUAGAUUUUCAUCCAAAAUCAUAUCUAUUAGAGAGGAUUGA
This is a messenger RNA of Saccharomyces eubayanus, 924 nucleotides long. It is a transcript of the gene CPR8, whose product is annotated as peptidylprolyl isomerase family protein CPR8. Lineage: Eukaryota; Fungi; Ascomycota; Saccharomycetes; Saccharomycetales; Saccharomycetaceae. The record is from RefSeq and is a predicted model, not a curated record. Gene Ontology annotation, cellular component: fungal-type vacuole; endoplasmic reticulum. Gene Ontology annotation, molecular function: peptidyl-prolyl cis-trans isomerase activity. Gene Ontology annotation, biological process: protein peptidyl-prolyl isomerization. The transcript has a single exon. Bases 1 to 924 code for a protein of 307 amino acids.